Phaeoacremonium minimum UCRPA7 is the source of this 1023-nucleotide messenger RNA. Its product is annotated as putative rna polymerase ii subunit 3 protein. Gene Ontology annotation, cellular component: RNA polymerase II, core complex. Gene Ontology annotation, biological process: DNA-templated transcription. The coding region runs from base 1 to 1023 and encodes 340 amino acids. NCBI's taxonomy places the organism in Eukaryota, Fungi, Ascomycota, Sordariomycetes, Togniniales, Togniniaceae. Gene Ontology annotation, molecular function: protein dimerization activity; DNA binding; DNA-directed RNA polymerase activity. The record is from RefSeq and is a predicted model, not a curated record. The transcript has 3 exons.
AUGGAGUACGACACGCUGAUGCUGGAUGGCGAGACCAUAGGUCCCUCCGUCAAGAUCUCCGAGGCCGACAAUUCUCACGUUAAUUUCGAGCUGAAUAAUGUCGAUCUUGCCUUUGCGAAUUCUCUGCGCCGUGUCAUCCAGGCCGAGGUCCCGAUCAUGGCUAUUGACCUGGUCGAGGUGGAGGCAAACACGAGCGUCCUUGCUGACGAGUUCAUCGCCCACCGCCUGGGCCUCAUCCCGCUAAACUCCAAGAAUGUCGACGACGUGCUAUAUACCCGCGACUGCGACUGCGACCAAUAUUGCGAGCAGUGCAGUGUCAGACUUACCCUACAUGCCAAGUGCCAGUCGGACCAGGUCAUGAAAGUGUAUGCGCGGGACCUCGUGGUCGACUCGAACAGAGCCAACCAAUGGGUUGGCACUCCCGUCAUCACAGACCCUGAUGGUCAGGGAUCAUUAAUCGCAAAGCUUGGCCGAGAUCAGGAGUUGAAGCUUACUUGCAUUGCCAAGAAGGGUAUCGCAAAGGAACAUGCCAAGUGGGCGCCUACUGCUGCUGUCGGCUUUGAGUACGACCCGCAUAACAAGUUGCACCACCUUGACAUGUGGUAUGAGCAGGAUGCUGCUAAGGAAUGGCCCAAGAGCAAGUAUGCCGACUGGGAGGAUCCGCCACAAGAGGGCGAGCCGUUUGAUUAUGACGCUGUUCCAAACCGAUUCUACUACGAGGUCGAGAGUGCGGGCAACAUCGAGCCAGACAUGAUCAUUCAACAGGGUAUCAAGGUGCUGCAGCAGAAGCUUGCCGGGCUUAUCCAGGCCCUUGGUGAGGGAGAUAGUGGUGCUGGUAUGAAUGGCGACUUUGGUGGACCACGAAGUCCCGAGUAUCAAGGGGGUGAUGCAUGGCAAGACCAGGGCUACACCACCCCCUACGGCAACGGAGGAGCCCAGAGCAGCUGGGGUAAUGUUGGCGGCGCAACGCCGUAUGGCACCACCACGCCUUACGGUCAGCCGGGCCAGAGUGGUUGGAGUUGA